Messenger RNA from Boleophthalmus pectinirostris (great blue-spotted mudskipper), 5426 nucleotides. RefSeq names its product trafficking protein particle complex subunit 9 (gene trappc9). Gene Ontology annotation, cellular component: trans-Golgi network. The coding region runs from base 231 to 3833 and encodes 1200 amino acids. The record is from RefSeq and is a predicted model, not a curated record. Lineage: Eukaryota; Metazoa; Chordata; Actinopteri; Gobiiformes; Gobiidae. The transcript has 23 exons.
UCUCUCUCCAAGAGAGGGCACUAAUGCUUAUUGUUUAUAAAAAAAAAAAAAAAAAAAGAGGAAGAAGUCCAUGGGAAGUAAUAGAUCCAUGGAAGUAAUCUAUACGUAAAGGUUAUAAUUAGAUUAUAAUUUGAUUGUUUGAAUCUAUUCUAAAACAAGAGUUAAACUCUCCCGUUAAGUGAAGUGAGUGUGUUUUACUAAUGUACUUGGGUUGUAGAAACUAAAACUUAAUGCUUUUGUUGCAUUUUAUUGUGAAAAGAAAAACCCGGAUAUACUCUAGUCUUACUUGUUGUCAAACACUGGUCGAAAGAAGGAAGCUGGAAUUUGACAGGUUACUGUUACUGUACAGUUCUAAUAAUACUGUCUCUUUGAAGCCCUGUGUGGAGAUGAGUGUCCCUGACUACAUGCAGUGUGCUGAGGACCACCAGACUGUCCUUGUGGUGGUCCAGCCAGUGGGUAUUGUACCUGAAGACCAGUUUUUCAAGAUCUACAAACGCAUUGCCAGUGUCAGCCAGGUGAACAUCCGAGACUCUAAUCGUCUCCUCUACAUCCGCUAUCGCCACCACUACCUGCCCGAAAACAAUGAGUGGGGCGACUUCCAGACCCAUCGUAAGGUGGUGGGGCUCAUUUCUAUCACCACCUGCAAUUCAGCUAAAGAGUGGCCCCAAACAGCAGAGCGCUUUCACGGGCAGAAGGAGGUAUACAGCUCCACCCUCUAUGACUCUCGUCUGCUCGUGUUUGGGCUCCAGGGGGAAAUCGCAGAGCAGCAGCGCACAGAUGUGGCCUUUUACCCAGGCUUUGACAACUCCUCAGAUGUGGAGAAAAGAGUGGAGGACUUUGUGGAGUCUAUAUUUAUAGUUUUAGAGUCCAAACGGUUGGACAGGGCCACAGACAAAUCUGGAGACAAGAUCCCUCUCCUCUGUGUGCCCUUUGAGAAGAAAGACUUUGUGGGAUUGGACACUGACAGCAGGCACUACAAGAAGCGGUGCCAGGGCCGGAUGAGGAAGCAUGUCGGGGACUUGUGCCUGCAGGCGGGCAUGCUGCAGGACGCGCUGGUCCACUAUCACAUGGCUGUGGAGCUCCUCAGGGGAGUCAAUGACUUCCUCUGGCUCGGUGCUGCGUUGGAAGGAUUGUGUUCAGCUUCUGUCAUUUUCCACUACCCUGGAGGCACUGCGGGGAAGGCAGCAGGACGCAAGCCAAGCAUAUCCCAGGCAGCAGACACAGGGAAGCGCCAUCGACCAGGGGCUCAAGAGGUUCUCAUUGACCCAGGUGCCCUUACAGCCAACGGUAUCAGCGCAGACACCAGCACUGAGAUUGGACGGGCAAAGAACUGCCUGAGCCCAGAGGACAUUAUUGAGAAGUACAAAGAAGCCAUCUCCUACUAUGGCAAGUACAAGAACGCAGGUGUGAUCGAGCUAGAGGCCUGUGUGAAAGCUGUGCGGGUGCUGGCCAUUCAGAAGAGAGCCAGAGAGGCCUCAGAGUUCCUACAGAAUGCUGUCUACAUCAACCUGGGACAGCUCUCCGAGGAGGAGAAAAUCCAGCGCUACAGCAUCCUGUCAGAGCUUUAUGAGCUGAUUGGGUUCCAUCGUAAAUCUGCCUUUUUCAAACGUGUGGCGGCCAUGCAGUGUGUGGCUCCUACCAUCCCAGAGCCUGGCUGGAAGGCUUGUUACAAGCUGCUGCUGGAGACUCUCCCUGGGUACAGUCUUUCUUUGGACCCCAAGGACUUCAAAGGUACUCACCGUGGAUGGGCUGCUGUACAGAUGCGUCUUCUACAUGAAUUGGUGUAUGCCUCUCGUCGCAUGGGCAACCCGGCCCUAUCUGUGCGCCACCUGUCCUUCCUGUUGCAGACCAUGCUCGAUUUCCUCUCCGAUCAAGAGAAGAAAGAAGUGACCCAGAGUCUUGAGAACUACACGUCCAAGUGCCCUGGUGGAAUGGAGGUCAUUACUCUCCCUGACGGCCUGAAGCUUCCUCCAGUGCCCUUUACAAAGCUCCCAAUUGUCAGAUCAGUUAAGCUUCUUAACCUCCCAGUCAGUCUGCGUCCUCACAAAGUAAAAGGGCUGCUGGGACAGAACAUGUCCAGUGCCAGCCCCUUCAUCUACUCCCCCAUUCUCCUCCACAACCGAAAUGACGAGCGCUGCAAGAAGAUAGAUUUCCAGUGGGUUCAAGGUGAUGUCUGUGAGGUGCAGCUUAUGGUCUACAACCCUAUGCCUUAUGAACUCCGUGUAGAAAACAUGGGUUUGUUGACCUCUGGAGUGGAGUUUGAGUCCCUUCCGGCUGCUCUCUCCCUCCCUGCGGAGUCUGGCUUGUAUCCAGUCACUUUGGUUGGUGUCCCUCGAACUGCUGGCAACAUCACUGUCAAUGGCUACCACACAUCAGUGUUUGGUGUAACUAGUGACUGCCUGCUGGAGGGCCUGCCCAAUGUCAAGAGCAGUGGAUGUUUGGUGGAGGUCAUUCCCUCUCUUCCUCGUCUGCAGCUCAGCACGUCACUCCCACGGUCGACUCAUGCUGCUCAGCCCAUGUCCAAAGAGGAACUAUCUAGUUCUGUGUCCGUGCAGCUUUUCAAUGGAGAGACCCAGCAACUGACCAUCACGCUUGAAAAUAUUGGAACCGAUGAAAUCGAAAGCCUGGAGCUAACUUCCAAAACUGUCACCACCAAAGAGAAAGUAUAUGGGGAGUUCCUGAGCUGGGAGAUGGAAGAAGCGCUCUCUCACCUGCCUCUGAAGCCGGGACAAUCUGUGACACUCGCAGUCAGCAUCAAGGUCAAGCUAGACUUCUCAGGUCAGGAGAACCUACUGCAGGACCUCAAUGAUGAUGGAAUCAGUGUGACAGGCCUGCCAAUCUCCAGCCCUCUUCGCCAAGUGCUCAAACCUCGUCCCGAAAACAAAUCGGUCAGCAGUGAGUCGGGCAAAGCGGAGUUCAACCACAUAAAGACAUUGGAAGCAGUGUUAACCUUCAAGUAUUCAGGAGGAGCAGGCAAAGUAGAGGGAUACUACCGUGAGCUGUCCCUGGGGGUCCAUGUUGACGUGGAGCCUUCUGUGUUCUUCACACGAGUCAGUACGCUCCCAGCAACCAGCACGCGCCAGUGUCACCUGCUGCUGGACAUCUUUAACCCCACAGAACACGAGCUGACUGUGAGCGCCAACAACAACCAGGAGCUGGUACUGCAUGCCAGCCAGUGUCAGAGGAUGGCCAUCCAAGUGGACAAGUUUGACUUUGAGAGUGUUCCCCAGCCGGAGCAGGAGCCAACACACUUCACUAACCUCAGACACAUGGAGGAGGAGCGCCAGCACGCUCGCGGGUGCCAGAUCAACAGCAAGCUGGGCAUCUGCUGGACCAUCCCUUCUCUGCAGCGGCGAGGAGAGGCCAGUGUGGAGGGGGUUCUCAACCAGCUGGUCCUGGAGCACCUGCAGCUGGCGCCUCUUCAGUGGGACGUGCUGGUGAACGGCGCCCCCUGUGACUGUGACGUGGUAGCGCAGUGUAAAGUGGGGGAUGCUGUGACUCUGGAGGUGAAGCUGACCAACAGGAGUAAGAGCGCAGUGGGACCCCUGGCUCUCACCGUGAUGCCCUACCAGGACUUCCAGAACGGGGUCCAGAACUACGACCUGGAGGACGCUGUUACCUUCAUCGGCUCCAACACCUUCAACAUAGGCUCGGUUCAACCCAAGGAGAGCCAGGAGUGUGUAGGUGCUUUGCUCUUCCUCUACACUGGAGAUUUCUACCUCAACAUUAAGUUCCAGGACGACAGCGCUGGGAGACAGUUGCCCCUCGCCUGGUUCACUCUGCCCAGCGUGCAUAUCCGAGCACUGGACACUCCACUAGAAGCCGGGGCCUAAGAAUCACGGAGCUGUGGUGUCUAGAAAUGUACUGCCCUCUUAAUAUUGAGCAAAAUACAUGGAUAUUCUUAUUAUUGUUUCAAAAUGUGGAUCUUUGUGCCGAGAAAUAAUGAUAAAUGCAUUGUAAACGCAUCGCUGAUUUUAGAUAAUAAUUACAACAAAAAUAUGUGCACCUCAUUUCUUGGCACUGAAUUCUUAUUUAAAAAAAAUUGUAUUAUCAAAGUAAUUUCAAAACUAGACUCAACAAAGCAAAAAAUAAAUAAAUAAAUAAAAUAACCCAAUCAAUUUUGUUUUGUUUUUUUCCAACUAAACCACUGUUUGCAUGUUAAUUGGGUUUUGAGGUCAGAAUUCAGUCUUACAUGCCGACAUCUCCAUAGAUUUGAUUUUUGAGACUGAUAUUGCAUAUAUGUGUUAAAAUCAAUGGAAUGGUGUUCUGUAGCUACACUGGUCGCUGUCUAAUCACGGAAAGUAAAAGUGAUUUUUUUAUCGGAAGAAAUGCAGUUAGUUAAUUCACCUUUCUUUUCAAUAUUUUCAUGUCCAGUGGUUCUUUAUCGAUUUUUAUAGUUCUCAACUGUUAAACAUUAAAGCUAUUAUGAACCUCCCCAUGGUCAACUUUUUGAGGGCCCAGGAUUCCAGCUUAUGAGAACUAUACUGUGACAAUAUUGAAAAAAAUAACGUUGGAAUUUUCUCCCUCUGAGGCUGCUAUAAUGAAAAUUUAACUGAAGCUAAAUAAUAACUAUAGAGCUCAGUGACUGUUGAAUGAAAUCUUGUUUAAGGGGCCCAUAUUACACUUUUUCUGAUCUUAUUAUUAUAAUGUUGUUUCCUCAUUACAGACAUAUCCAGAAUUUUGUUUUGUUUCAUUCACACAUUUUUAACACACAAAUCCUGCAUAUUGAGGCUGAGUUCUUCUCUCAAACAAAAAAAAAACAAACACUUUAUUCUACCUUGUGAUGUCAUGUGGUAAUAUACAGGAAGUGCUCCAUUGUGUUUUUACACUCCAUACACCUUCGCUGAAAUCAUAUGGAUAAUUUCAGUUCUGAAAUUGCCAAUCUCCUGCUGAACUAAAGGUAAAAGGUAGCUGUUAACUUGAAAUCUACUGCUUCAUGACAUCACAAGGUGGAACACAGCAUUUUGAGCUUGGGAGAUGUAGAGAGACUAAUAAUAAAGGAUUACCCAAACAUGCGUGAAUGAAACAAAACUCAACUUUAGGUAUGUUUUUCAUGAAGGAACAUUAUUAUAACAUGACUUUGACUGCACAAGAAUUAAAACCUUUCAUUUUAUGUUUUCUUUUUUUUUAUGUUUUGUGAUAGUAAAAGAUGGAAACACUCUGUUAAAUUAAUUUGGAUGCUCAUAUGUUCUAAUUCAGACUAAAGCAACUGGUCUAAAUGAAAUAUUACUUUUCCCAUUUUAAGUCCAGUUGCAAUAUCUCCAUUUUAAAUAAUAGAUUUUAUAACAUGUCAGCAUUUCUUUAGCAGCUGCACUGAUCAUGUGAAUCUUGUACAUGUUAAACUGCUGUAUGGACGUUCUGCUGUUACCACAUUUGUAACUACUGUUUUUGCUGUAAAUAAAUUGCUUAAUGAAUUGUACUUCAAA